GUGUGUGAGUUCGUACGUGCUUAUGUGUGUGUGUGUUUGCGGGCGGCGGGCUACAACAAUAAAAAGCAAACGAAUCGGAAUUCUAUUUUCAUUGUUGUUUGUCAAAUCAAACAAAAUCUGUUCUUUAAUUAAAACUAAAGUAGCGACAGAUGCAGAUGAAUUAAAUGCAAUUAAUUGAUGUCCCUUGCUUAUUGGCCACAAGGCAAAAGAAGCUUUAGAUAAGUCAUCAUCAUCUUUAUCAUGAAUAAGGCUGGAAAGCAUAUACAAAGCGGAGUUACUGCUGCUGCUGGCAGCAGUUGCAAUUCAGCUUCACCCACGGCAGCUUUGCUUGGCUCACCACUAGCCGCGGCUGAUGCUACUCCGGGGACUGGAGGCAAUCUUGGAACCGGUACAAAUGUGUUCAAUUCAAUAAUGAGCUUCCUGCCCGAUAAUCGUCCUAUAACUUCGUUACAUAUUGUCGAAGAUUCUGAUCGCUGCCCCAAGAAUUUUAGUGCCAUAAGUCGUACCUAUGAUCAGGACGCGGAUGCGGAUCUAUGGCGUGAUUAUAAUAUACUAUUUGGACGACAAACUACACGUUACUUGUGCUUAUCCAAAUCGGAGGGUUUGCCGGAAUAUGUUGUCGAAACAUUAAAGGUCAUUGCGGAGAAGGUGCCACCGCCCAAGGAGUUCUCACUACUCUCUCGGACAGCCGAUAGUGAUCAGAAGGCCUGGCGUAAACGUCAGAUUGCCUACAAGCUGUCGAAACGUGGCUCAGUUACUCAAGCAGUGACCGAUAUAAUACUCUGUUCAAAAUUGAAAAUCGCGCCCGACGGCUUUAAGCUAGCCGGUGAUAUUAAUGGAAUACUUAUAUGCUAUAAGACUGGAGCCAUACCCAUGCGCUUGCCACCACCAGUGCCAGCAUCGGCCGCCUUGGCCAGUGGAACAAUAUGUGAGGCAGAGCAGGCCUUAAAUCGACUGAAUUUGCAGGGUCAACGCAACUCCAGAGGACCGUUGCCUCAGUUGCCAACGGAGAAUCAAGAUCAUGACUAUGAGGAAAUCCAGGCCCAUUAUCAAAUAAAUUCUCCACAGAGGCCAGCUCCGCCACGUCCGGCAACCAGUGUGGGGGCCGCUGGAAGAGCCGUAGGUAAUGGUUCCAUUGUCAUUUACAGCGGAACUCUGGGAACCUACACAGAACUAGAGGGUGUGCCAUUCGUCGUGGAUGUAAGACUGCAAUCGAGCAAUCAAUGGACAGCCGAUGAUUUACCUUCAUUUCCAGAUACUUCCAAAUUAUUGAAAUCUUUGGACUAUGACUUUCAAUUAGAGCGUCAAAUAUUAUGCACCAUGAAGUCUUCCGCCUCGAAAAAUCCAUUUUUUAAAUAGACAAGGUCAACAGCAGAAUCAUCCCACAAAAUGUAUUACUUAGUCGUAAGAAGGGUCCCCAGAUGAAAGUGGAUUAAGAGAGGGGAAUAUAGGACAUCGAUAAUCUGCUUGUGUUUUAUAUCGGUCAACCUGAAAUUAAAACCUUUAAAGCUCAUUCUUGAAUGCAUUUUGGGUAAACCUAUAUGAGAAACGAAAUUGUUUCCGGAUUUCUUGUAUAUUAUUAGAUACUGGAAAUGGAAAAGCAAAACAAAAAAAAACAAAUAAAACCAAUUCACCCAAUUCAAUUCCCGUCAAUACACUCCCCCCACCCAAGAAAAAUCUGUGUGUAAUAUUCCUGUGCCUUUCCCCAUUUACGUCAUGCAAUUCUAUUGUGGUUUAUUUUUCAGUUUUUCAUUUCUUAGUUUUUUUUUUUUUUUUUUUAAUUUAUAAAAACCGUUUUAACACUAUAAUAAUCUCUAUAUAUCUAUAUAAAUAUAUAUAAACAAAAUAUACAAUAUUGUGAUUGCCCGAUGGCAAGAGAGAAGAAA
This is a messenger RNA of Drosophila willistoni, 1886 nucleotides long. RefSeq names its product multivesicular body subunit 12A (gene Mvb12). The transcript is spliced from 6 exons. Gene Ontology annotation, cellular component: cytosol; ESCRT I complex. The record is from RefSeq and is a predicted model, not a curated record. The coding region runs from base 241 to 1359 and encodes 372 amino acids. NCBI's taxonomy places the organism in Eukaryota, Metazoa, Arthropoda, Insecta, Diptera, Drosophilidae. Gene Ontology annotation, biological process: endosome to lysosome transport via multivesicular body sorting pathway; virus maturation; regulation of epidermal growth factor receptor signaling pathway.